Planococcus citri (citrus mealybug) is the source of this 1273-nucleotide messenger RNA. It is a transcript of the gene mtTFB1, whose product is annotated as mitochondrial transcription factor B1. Gene Ontology annotation, molecular function: rRNA (adenine-N6,N6-)-dimethyltransferase activity; mitochondrial transcription factor activity. Gene Ontology annotation, biological process: transcription initiation at mitochondrial promoter; rRNA methylation. The coding region runs from base 144 to 1211 and encodes 355 amino acids. NCBI's taxonomy places the organism in Eukaryota, Metazoa, Arthropoda, Insecta, Hemiptera, Pseudococcidae. The record is from RefSeq and is a predicted model, not a curated record. The transcript has 5 exons. Gene Ontology annotation, cellular component: mitochondrial matrix.
GGGGCAGCGUUGCAACUUUCAUUUAUGGGUAUACUAUGUACGCUGUGAAACAAGAAACAUUCUUAGAUAAUUUCGAUUACCCGACCGAAGACGAACUUUAAAAACCAUCUUCUAGCUCGUAGUUUAUAUAUAAAACUUCCAAAAUGUGCGCCGAACAAUCUGCUAAAAAACUUACUCGUCUUUUACCGUUACCUACGAUCAGAGAUAUAAUGCAAAUGUAUAAAGUAAGAGCAUCUCGAAGAUUAUCGCAAAAUUUCCUUCUUAACGAAGCUUUGAACCAUAAAAUCGUAAAAAGCGCCGGAAAAAUUAAGCAAGCUGAGGUAUGCGAAGUUGGACCGGGCCCUGGUAAUAUUACCAGGUCGAUUAUACAUAAAGGAGCCGAAAGAGUUAUCGUUAUCGAAAAAGAUCCUCAGUUUUUACCAACACUUGAGAUGCUGAAAAGUGCUUGCCCAGUUCCAUUUGAAAUAAUACACGGAGAUAUUCUACGUUACAACUUUGAAAAAACCUUCAGCGAAAGUAAACGAAAACCGUGGGAAGAUAAAUACCCAGAUAUCCAUAUCAUCGGAAAUCUACCUUUCAACGUUGCUACCCCUUUGAUAAUUCGAUGGAUACGAGAUAUUUCCCUCAAACAAAACGCCUGGAGCUAUGGACGUGUUCGAUUAACGCUGACAUUUCAAAAAGAAGUAGCAGAACGAAUGGUAGCACCGGUUAUGACCGCUCAGAGAUGUAAAUUAUCAGUAAUGUGUCAAAAUUGGUGCUUCGUGGAUUAUAAAUUUACUAUUCCAGGCAAAGCAUUUUUACCAAAACCAGAUGUAGACGUAGGUGUUGUGCAUUUCAAACCCCACAUCAAUCCGAUAAUUCCUCUACCUUUUGUCUUAAUCGAGAAAGUAGUCAAGGCCAUGUUCACCGGAAGGCAGAAAUUUCUCAAUAACUCACUCAAAAAUCUUUUCCCCGAACUAAAACAAGAUUUAGCAGUUCGAAUGCUCGAAGAAAGUGAAAUCCACCCGAAAACCAGAGCGAUGCAAUUAAGCGUCGAAGAAAUCGGUCGAUUGUGUUUCUCUUACGAUAAAAUAAUCAAGGAGGAGCCUUCGUUGAGGAAAUACGAUCAUCAUAAAACUAAAGACGAUUCUAGUUGGCAGAUUAAAGAGGAAGAAGAAGAACACAAAUUGGAACUUUGGAAACGUAAACAAAUCGAAGAUGAGUUUUAUUAGAUUAGAAUAAACAUUAAUUUGUUAAAAGGUUUGUUAUUAAAAUAAAUACUGUAUGAUUUUAA